GUGUUUAAAUAUCCACAUAAAGUAUGCACUCGGCGCAGAAAGACACCACCUUCACCAAGAUCUUUGUGGGAGGUCUUCCUUAUCACACAACAGACUCGAGUCUCAGGAAAUAUUUCGAGGUGUUUGGAGAUAUCGAGGAGGCUGUGGUCAUCACUGAUCGGCAGACGGGGAAAUCCAGAGGUUAUGGAUUUGUGACCAUGGCAGACCGGGCCUCUGCUGACCGAGCCUGCAAAGACCCAAACCCCAUUAUAGACGGCAGGAAAGCCAAUGUGAACCUGGCCUACCUUGGGGCCAAGCCCAGGGUCAUACAGCCAGGAUUUGCAUUCGGCAUGCCUCAGAUCCAUCCAGCAUUCAUCCAAAGACCUUAUGGGAUCCCUGCCCACUAUGUCUACCCUCAGGCCUUUGUUCAGCCCAGUGUGGUGAUCCCUCAUGUACAACCCUCUGCUACUACGACAACAGCUGCUGCAGCAGCCACUUCCCCAUACCUUGACUAUACUGGAGCAGCAUAUGCCCAGUACUCUGCGGCUGCUGCCACUGCUGCCGCUGCUGCUGCUGCUUAUGAGCAAUAUCCGUAUGCGGCCUCACCAGCACCGACAGGCUACAUGACUACAGCAGGGUAUGGGUACGCAGUCCAGCAGCCACUCGCCACUGCUGCCACUCCAGGAGCUGCUGCCGCCGCCGCUGCCUUCAGCCAGUACCAACCUCAGCAGCUCCAGACAGAUCGCAUGCAGUAAAACAUGAAAACUACCUUAGAGGAGGAACGCAGUUGAGGUUAUGGGCUCCCAUGAGAAGGGC
Molecule: messenger RNA, 795 nt
Organism: Scomber japonicus (chub mackerel)
Lineage: Eukaryota; Metazoa; Chordata; Actinopteri; Scombriformes; Scombridae
Gene: rbm24b
Product: RNA binding motif protein 24b
Exons: 4
Coding region: 24-734 (236 amino acids)
Cellular component (GO): cytosol
Molecular function (GO): mRNA 3'-UTR binding
Source: RefSeq, a predicted model, not a curated record